Molecule: messenger RNA, 5034 nt
Organism: Ramularia collo-cygni
Lineage: Eukaryota; Fungi; Ascomycota; Dothideomycetes; Mycosphaerellales; Mycosphaerellaceae
Exons: 1
Coding region: 1-5034 (1677 amino acids)
Source: RefSeq, a predicted model, not a curated record
AUGCCUUCCACCGAUACGGUGUCAAACGUCAGCGGACGGAACAGUAGAGCAAGCAAUGUCUCCGCCAACACAGGAGCUUCUCGAUCGCUUCGCUCUCCGCCUCCUCCACACGACUCUUGGACCACUGCAGGCGUUCUCAGCAUGUUAAAGACUUCUACUGAUACCGGGGAUAUUGGUGCACUCUCAUUCAACAGCUCUCGCCUGCCCACCUUGCCACGAAAUGCGCACACGAAGCGAGGGCACGUCAAGAGGCCCUCAACAUCAGCACCACCUCAGCAGGGCACAGGCGUCUCUUCCAACCACAGCUAUGCUCCAUCUCAGAACUCACGCAUCAGUUCCCAGUGGGAUGCGUCAUCGGCCCAUCGACGCGGUUCCCUCGCGAGUAUGCAAAGCAAUCCACCUUCCAUCCCGCCAGUUCACCUUAGCGGCAAGCCGCCUCUAGGGACGAUGCCUCCUACUCCAGACACCCGCAGAGACAGUCGCUCGUACUCCAUGACAUCUGCCCUUCCUGGCCAGACCUUGCCGAGACACCAGUCUGCGACCAGCUUGAAGAGCCAGGGACAUGAGCCACGACAUGGUCCGCGCAUGGCUGCUGGUGUACCUAUGCCUCCCGGGAUGGCGGAGAGCCGUCCAACCUUUGUCUACCCCACGAGGCUGAAGCGUCCAGGAUAUCGGUCGCCCUCCCCAGCGCUGAGCGAUACUUAUGCUGGCCACGUUCCGCCGCCUGGAGCGUACCCAAUUGGCAGAGGAAUGCCUGCGCCGCGUGGUCCACCUUCGGGAGCAUACAAUGGCUACACUGCCAACUAUCCCAUGGAAUACACCCAAGACCCACGUCAUCUGAAUGUGCGCCCUCCACCGCGCACCGCAAACAGCUCGCCAAACAAUGUGGUCUUUGAAUCCAAUCAGUACAACUACCGUGCAGGUCCGCCGAGGCAAGUUCCCUGUCUUGGUAUGCCGCAACAGAUGCCACAACCGGCAAUGCAUCACGGAAUGCCACCCAUGCCUGUCCCUCAACAAUCUCAACAAGCAUCUAGGGCACAGUAUGGCCCUCAAUACGCCGGAAGACCUGGCUACGCUCACUUUCCACCCAUGCAGUAUCCGGGUCAACGUGGACCACCUCCCAAUCCGCAGGUAGCUCCCAUGGCACAUCAGAUGUUUCACAACGCUGCACGCAUGGCUCGCCAUCUCCCACACCGUACUGACACGCCAAUGACCGAUCUGAGUCCUCCUUCGUCCGAUCCACCCUCUUCUGGCUCUGCGCCAACAUCCAGCAACCCGCCAACUCCAAAGAAUCAUACCAGCAUUCGGGUGGCUGUCGAUCCAGCUCUAAUCGACCCGGCCUUGAUGGACUUGCAAAGCUCUUCAAGCGAGCCUGUAUUGCCGGCCAAGUACUUUGAGUAUGCCGAUGGUCCACUCGAUGAGCAGGAAAUGGAGGUUCUUCACCCGUCUGUGCCACCCUCCGGAUUCGUACAACGGGUCAAAGCAAUGCUUGAGUCAAAGGCAAUGGUGGAGUCCGCCGCUGAGAACGACUUGAAUUCCCAUGAAGCCCUCUUACACAAUCACCAGCUGAUGCAUAGAUACACGAUGGAGCACGACCAAGACGAGGUUUCCGAGCUCCAGGAGUUUCACGAAAUGGCCGCCAACGAGACUCCUCGCUUCACUGUUGUCGAAGAGUUUGAGGCGCCGGUCGAGCUUCCAGCCUCACCGGUGAAGGUGCCUGAGCUCGAGGCCAAUGAGGUUGCAUCUCCGCCAUCUACACAGCGCAUCACAAGAGAUAUGAUUAGAGCCGAACUGGGACCCUCCAGUGCCGACAACACUUUACAGAAAUCACCUUCUGUAGACUCAGCUCCCAGCUUGAUAACUCGUCAGGAACAGCAUGAGAAAGCUCAAGACAACCCAGUCCCUUCUCCUGAUGAUCUCGACCACCAGGCAGAUUUUGACUCCAGAAAGUCGUCACCACAGCCAGUAGAAAGCCUACAUCAGAACAACACAGCCGAGAACGAGACCGUUACGACAGACAAUGUAUCGAUUCCAUCCGAAAUUGACUAUGCAUUAYGUUUCUGUGCUCCAGUGGAGAGCACCAUGUACGAAAACGAGACGCAGUCAAAAGAUCCAUUUGCUCUGGAUGCGGAUACCAUCACCGUUCAGCAACAGCAGCAGCAAGUCAAGGAGACCAGUCUGCAGGUGGAGAGUCAUCAAGAACUUCGAGACCCGCCGUCACCAGAGCUUGUGCGAGAGCCACGCUCCAAAGCAUUCUCCAUCGCACCCGUCAGUCCUCUUCGAUCUGAUGAAGUUGUCAAGAGGUCUUCGGCUGUCAGCCCUCUACAUACCUACACAAUGGGUAUCGAUGAGACGAUGGAUAUUGGCUCUCAGGAAAUGACAAUGACGACCAACGCGGAAGAAUCGGGUGAGACUGGACUCUACACAGAAGACUCGCUGCCGCCUCCGACCCCUCGAACUCCCAAGACAUACUCCAAAUCUGUGGAGCUCAACUCAAACGUGAAUGGUCCCGAUCAUGUCACCACCAACACGAAUCGCUUCUCUUUGCCAGGCGAUCUCAGCAUCAUGGGUGAUACCACGACUUGCAGCGCCUCUGAAAUGGUCACCGAUAUGGCUGUCCGCUUUUCUYUCCCAGGAACUACAAUCACAGUUGGCAAACCACAGAUCGUGGAUGUCUCGGCAGGUUCGACUCCAGACAAGCUGAGGUUCGAUUUUGGCCUACCACUGCAUACUUUGCAGAGUGCCGAACCACGCAAACGCACGUCGUCUGUCACCUUUGCGGACGAGGUUGCUCCCUUGAAUUUCCAAAAGAAGCAGGAGCCAUUACAUCUACAGAAAAUUCCCGAGUCGUCAGCUAUCAAGGCCAAGUCCAUCAUUCGCAAGCCGUCGCCCCGCGAAGACCUGACAGAGUCGAGCCGAACAACGUCCCGCGACAGCACUACAGAUCUGCGAUUCAAUAGCAACAAUGCCAUUUUCAUGUCGAAAGGAUUCGGUAGCCGGCACUUGCCUGGUCUCAAGGAGGAGUCUAUCGAGGACAUGAGCAUCUCCAGCCGGAAACGUUCCUCUGAGAUUGCAUCUUUCCCACUGCCGGCCCGUAUCGCUGCGGUCAAGGCCAUGCAAGAGAAGCGGCUUCAGGAGACUGCCGACAAGAACAAAGCUCGUCGCCAGGCUCUUCAGUACAAUAGAUCACUCGCUGAUAGCAGAGACCUACCAUCUUUGAACUUCAGCCGUAUGGACCUCAUUGACAAGUUGAAUCAAGCUCUGGACCUGCGGACCACAAAGUCGCUGGACGUUAUGCGUCGCCGCGAUUUCUCGGGAAUACAUUGUCCCUCACCCCAGCGACCUCUCAGUACGGAGCCUCUGCGUGAUCGCUACACGAGCUUCUUCAGCAAGCCGAACGAGUUCAGCUUCUUUGACGAGACGGACGACAGUGACGGCGAAGAUCAAGUGAUCGAACGUGAUAACAAGCAUGAUCCUGAAAGGCUGGAUAACCCAGACACCGAGAUGGCGCUUGUUCCUGUUUUGCAGAUUCAGGAGCAGACUGAGAUUGAAGGCGUCGAGCCUGGCAAGAGGCCACUUUCACCAGAGGACUUUCUCAGCGUCGCUAGUCAGGUCAAUCGGCUUUCAAUACCUUCCGUGAAUGGUCUCUCCGAACGAUUGUCUGAGCUCAUUCCAGGUCUGAAGAACCUCAACAGCUUGCAGCUUGACAAUGUCCUUUCCAACGAGGACGACGACAAUGCUCAUGCUGUUCAUGGCAGAGAGCUUGCGAGACCCGACACCGUCUUGACAAACCGCACUUCGGCUGGCUUCCGAACUCUCGCAGAACGAGCGGAAGAGAUUGUGAAGAACGGAACUCACGACUCGAUUAUUGCAGCCAUGAGGGCUUUGAGUUUGAACAUGAACAAGGAGUUGCCAGCUCUUCCCGGAUCUGCGUCGGUUGACAUGCUGGCUGGUAUUUCCACUGCUCCUGAUGUGAAGACUUGCUAUCUGAGCGGUUCCGUUUCGGUUCCUACAGAUCUUCAUAAGGAUCCGACACGUCCCGUGUCGGCCCUACUCAGGGCAAAGACGCCAACUACAGAGGAUGAGGUUCGGCGAAUGCUCCCGUCUGGGCUCAAUCCAAUCGCACGCAAUGCCAGACGCUCGAUGAUUCUGUCACACCCAACCAGCAGACCCUGGAAUCUGGAUAAGAACUACCCAUGGUCUGGAGACGAGGUCGAGAUCGAUCUCUCGGUGCCUGACGAGGCGCAUAUCCGCGCAUCUUCCACCAAGGAGGUUGUGCUCAAACGUGGUACUCGGUCUCUGGAUCUGACUAGUCGAGGGGAGGCAACCGAAAGCUCUCAAGGCAUCGACGUUGGCGAUCUUGUUGACACCCGGCUUGAUUCAACGGCAUCUCUUACUACGCUACAGCUUACCAGCAUCACACCGCAGCAUUUACGCAUUCCAUCGAAGCGUUCCAUCAUUGGGUCUAUCUCGAAGAAGUUUGGGCUGUCUGCUCGGUCUGGAGCUGAAGAGGACGCCACACUCAAGACUCUUCAAUCGCGCUCUCCAAUUGCACGAGUCUCGUCUGCCGACCACCACUCCCAUCGAGCCGGCGACCGCUACCCGACCAGUGGCCUGACUCCACCUGCGAACUUCAACAUCGACGAGGUACGCUCUUUCUUCUCCGACAACAGCUCAGAGUACGAGCGAACACCUUCUUUCCGCAAGCGACUGACACACUUCAAGGGCGCCAAAACCAAGUCCGCCCGCUUGGGAGCGCCGCGAGGUCACUCCAUCGACAUCGGCAACACGACGUACGAUGCCGGCUCCAUGGCCGAAGCCCGACUCGGCACCAACACUUCUGCCAACACUUACGACGGGGUCGGCAUGAGUAAGACGGAAUUCCACAUCAAGCGCUUCGGUGAGAAGCUUCGUCAUUUGUUCGCCAAGGGCGGCGAGCUCAUUCGCACCAUCAGCACCAAGUCGAGAGGGCGUGGACGGAUGGAUCACAAUCAGGWUGAGUGGCUGGCGGAUUCGCUGUAUUCCGGUGUGUGA